Messenger RNA from Scomber japonicus (chub mackerel), 4372 nucleotides. RefSeq names its product zinc finger DHHC-type palmitoyltransferase 5a (gene zdhhc5a). Gene Ontology annotation, biological process: protein palmitoylation. Gene Ontology annotation, molecular function: palmitoyltransferase activity. Bases 848 to 3400 code for a protein of 850 amino acids. The transcript has 11 exons. NCBI's taxonomy places the organism in Eukaryota, Metazoa, Chordata, Actinopteri, Scombriformes, Scombridae. The record is from RefSeq and is a predicted model, not a curated record.
UUUUUUUCUUUCUAUACUCAAGAAAGUCACAGAGGAAGAAAAAACAGAAAGCUGGGACAAGCACUACUCUUUCCUCUUUCUUUCACUUUCAUUUUAUGUCAGCUUUUUUUUUUUUUUAACUUUUCUUCAGUCUUACAUGUUCAUCUCUUACCAAAACGGGUCUACCUCUGCCUCCUCCCGUACCUCACAAAACUCCCAUUUAUUAACCACCAACCUGCUCACACCACACACAAGACACAGAGAGCCUGUCAACAAUUAAAUAGAUUCAUUUCAUCUCAAAUUUCACUUUUUUAAAAAACAUCUAAAUAACAGCCAUGUUUUUUUAAAAUUGCACUAUUAUGAUUUUCACCAAGCCUUUAUUCACCUUCUAAAAAAUAAGACAAUUGAACAGAUUUUUAGAUUCUUGUGGACCUUUAAAAUUGAUGUUUAUUCUAUUGGCUGGUGUUUGUAAUUGAUUGACAUGUUGGGUAGAGCAGGUUACUGUCCAGACACCUUUUUCUCUUAACAAUCUGUGGCUUAUUCGUUCAUCCCGCCUUCCCACCUGUUUUUCUGGCUGAGUGGAAAACAAAACUUUUACAGCACUGAGCUUCUUUUAAUCUCCCGCACACACUUGAUGAGGAUUGACCUAAGAACUAAAACAAACAAGUCUCAGUGUGGUGAUGCAGAAAUAGGAACUAUCCCUCCAUCUUUUUUGUGUCUUUUUUUUUUUUACAUUUUUUAUUCCUUACCCCAAAAACUACAAAUCCUCUCGACACGCCCCGCAAAGAAACUCCAAUCUCGAAUGACAAGUCCCUCAGCGUAGCGGUCGCUGAACCAACUCACGCAACACCAAAACACACAGGAAGUGAUGCCAGGAGGCAGCAGUAAGAGCGGAGGGCGGGGUCCAUCCUCGUCGCCCCUCCCCCACUCUGUGGUCCCGCCCAGCAGACCCCUGAGACCCUCACGCUACGUCCCCGUGUCGGCGGCCACGUUCUUCCUGGUCGGCUCCACUACGCUGUUCUUCUGUUUCACGUGUCCGUGGCUUUCAGAGCGUUUCUCGGUGGCCGUGCCCAUCUACAAUGGCGUCAUCUUCCUGUUCGUUUUGGCCAACUUCUGCAUGGCCACGUUCAUGGACCCCGGCAUCUUCCCCAGAGCCGAGGAGGACGAGGACAAGGAGGACGAUUUCCGUGCUCCCCUCUACAAGACGGUGGAGAUCAGAGGGAUCCAGGUCAGGAUGAAGUGGUGUUCGACGUGCCGCUUCUACAGGCCGCCACGGUGCUCCCACUGCUCCGUCUGUGACAACUGUGUGGAGGAUUUCGACCACCACUGUCCGUGGGUGAACAACUGCAUCGGCAGGAGGAACUACCGCUACUUCUUCCUCUUCCUCCUGUCACUGACGGCACAUAUCAUGGCCGUGUUUGGCUUCGGCCUGCUCUUCAUCCUCUACCACCGGCAGAACAUCGACCGCCUGCACGCCAUCGUCACGCUGGCUGUAAUGUGUGUGGCAGGUCUGUUCUUCAUCCCUGUAGCCGGCCUCACUGGCUUCCACAUAGUGCUUGUGGCCAGAGGCAGGACCACUAAUGAGCAGGUAACAGGAAAGUUCAGAGGGGGUGUUAACCCUUUCACCAACGGCUGUUGGAAGAACGUCUCUCAUGUCCUCUGCAGUUCACAAGCGCCCAGGUAUCUGGGCAGGAAGAAGUGUGUGCAGAGUGUGUGUGUGCAGCCUCCUUUUCUGCGGCCACAGCUGACCGAAGCCCAGCUGGCUGCAAAGAUCCUGGACAACGGCAUACAGGGAGACCUGCACAGGUCCAAGUCCAGUCUGGAGAUGAUGGAGAGCCAGUCAUGUGACGCUGAGCCUCCUCCUCCUCCUAAACCUGAGCUCCGCUACCCUGGAAUCACCAGAGGGAACACGGAGGAGUGCAGUCUGCUGAACAAAGCCCCCCCCACCCCCACCAUGUACAAGUACAGGCCCAGCUACAGCCCUGGCAAGAACCACACAGCGCUCACACACGCUUACGCCAACCAGUUAAGUCGAGGGGAGAGUGUUGGCAGUGCCAGGGACUCCUCUUCCUCCACCUCCUCUCUCCUCCAGGCCAGCCAGCAGCCUGGUUUCCGCUCGCAGCCCAGCCUGGACCGCAGGGACACUUCAUCUGACAGGGUAGCAGGUGGGGGAGGAGGGGUAGGAGGAGGAGGGGAGAGGAGGGAGGGAGGGAGAGAGGUGGGGGGAGGGGGCAUCCCCGGCUACUCCCUCGGCGGGCGCUCGUACCCCUCCUUCUCCGACCCCACCGUCCUAUCAGGAGUGGCGUCGCGGUCUUCCAGCUCCACGCACACCUCAGCGGGCACCACCCAUGUCUCCGAGGCGACCAUCACCUCGGCCAGCUUCAAGAGCUUAGCCAAUCAGACGCCGCCACCACACCACCCUUCCCGCAACGGAAGCCUAUCAUAUGAUAACUUACUGGCGGGCAGCGAAGAUUUCGACAAAGCGGUGGCAGCAGGUCCGGUAGCUCCUGAGGUUUCCUCCGGGAGACCCUGCACACCGGCGGCGGGCGGCUACACCUCCCCCUUCAUGUCGUCACAGCAGAGAGAUGCCGACAUACACUCCCAGUCUUCCCAGUCCCCCCAUCACCACCACCACCGUUCCUCCCACCACCACCAUCACCCCUUCCUCCACCGCUCCUCCUCCUCCACGUCCUCCUCCCCACCGCCUCCCCCCGAGAGGGAGCGCCUACUGGGAGAGCCCCACCCGGGCAGUCACCCCCAGCCCGCCGGCCAGGGCUCCGCUCCGCCCCCUUCCUCCGCCCCUCCCCCACCGCACCACCACCACCACCACUCCCAUCACCACCACCACCAUUCCCAUCACCACCACCACCACUCCUCCUCCUCCUCUACCGCCUCACGACCUCCCCGCUUUGCAGCGCCACACGCCCCACCCCACCACGCCUACCCCUACCGCACCCGCUCCACCGACACCCCCCUGGGCUCCUCCUCCACCUCGACGACCCACCCUCCCCGCUCCCCGCACCCCCCGCCUCUGGGCAAGUCGCUGUCUUACUCGAGCGCAGCUGCCGCUGAAAUGCAGUACCGGCUGGUCCGAAAGGCCUCGGCGUCAGCCGGAGCCAAUGCAGCAGGGGUGGGAGGAGGAGGUGGAGGGAUGGGAGGAGGAGGAGGAAUACAAGCACCGAAGGAUGAGCUGAUCCAGAUGAAACCUCUGAGUCAGACUAACGGCGGCCAGCCCUUCUCCUCCUCUUCCUCCUCCUGCUCCACCCCUUCCUCUCCCUCCCACCCAAUCAGCGUGACCGCCCGGCCCGGAGUGGCUUACCCCAGCUCGGCACUGACGCAGAGUCCCGCCCACAAGCCUCCGGGCGGCGGGGUGAAGAAGGUGACUGGCGUUGGCGGCACCACCUACGAGAUUUCCGUCUGAUCGGCAAGGCGGCUUCCGGCUUCGAGGACCAAUCAGAUAACACAAAGAUACUGCUGUCUCUUUUCUGCCUUUCCAUAGGGAACCAUUUAGGGUUUUUUUUUUUUUUUUUUUUGCUAUAAAAGAAACCACUAUCCUACUGUAGACUUCUGAGGACGAGCAAAACUAUUUCCCCCCACAUCUCACUCUUCAUUGGCCAAGCGACUGCAUAGCUUAACUGUACUGUCCCGCCUCCAGCCAUCCACCUCAUUAACUCUGCUGUUAAAAUGACAGUGAGACCUGGACCUGGACUAAUAGAAGCCAGGACUUGUUCUGUGGUUCUAAGAGGCAGUUUUCUGGAUCUGGAUCACACACUGGACCAAACAGGAACCAUAAACUGGCUCUUUUUUUUGUGGGUUUUCUCCUCACUGUAGCUCAGUAGGUAGUAAGUGGCACUAGCAUGGUCAGAUUUUGGUGUUCAUGUUCUACAAGUAUAGCAGAGUAGAGUAAGGGAUUAGCACUGCCAGGGUCACUGAGGCCACCAAUCACCUCUGGAUAAGGCUCCACAUCAGGAAUUUGGGAUUGAAGCUAAAAAUUUGGUGCCAAUAUUUAAUACCUUAACGUCAUGAUCACAUUAUAUCAUUAUUGGACACUUCCAUUGAAGUAAUAUACACAUUCAUGCUCAGACUGUGGAACGCCAUCAAAAUUUAAGUAGAAUUCAUUGACAGUGAAGGGCUUGUAGCAGCCGAUAACGUAAUAACGACUCCUAACAUAAUCAUUUUGUGCAUUUUUUAAUGUUAUAAGCCGAUAACUUACCAACAACAUCAUAAAAUUAAUGAACAAAUAACGUAAUACAAUGGAAGUGUGAAACUUUAUAUCCAUUAAGUAAAACUUAACUAAAGUCAUAUUAGUAUAUUAUUACGUUAUUGGCUCCAUUUAUUACAUUUGUAAGGUUUUUUUCUUUUUUACCAGGCCAAUAACAUAAUAACCAUAAUA